AUGGAUGUUUUAAAUAAAGAUUUUUCAAAUGCUACUAGCUUAAAGAGAGCAGAUUAUUUAAAUAACGAAAAUGAUAUAAUUAACAUAGAUAAAGAUAAAAUAAUAAAUGGUGAUAUUUUUAUUAAUAUAAGUUCUUCUAAUAAAUCCAAUGAUGUAAAUAAUUUGUACCAUGUAAAUAAUAUUCAAAUCAUAAAUAAAGAUAAUAAAACAAAUAACAUAAAUAAUACUCAUCAUCAAAUUAAUUAUGAGGAAAUAAAUAAUUUUUGUAAUAAUAAAGAAGAGUUAAAAAAAAUUAAUAAUGAGAUAGAGAUAGUAUAUUCUUAUAUAAUAAAUGAUUCUAAAAACAUUAACUCUAAUAAUGAAUUAAUAACUGUAGAUAUAUCAACUGAUGAAGAUAAAUAUAUUUUUAGAAAAACAGUAAAAAAGUUACCUUUUUUUAGAUACGGGCAUUUUUUGUGCUUAACAAAAAAUGGCUGCAUAUUAGCAAUUGGUGGUACAGAUGGAAAGAAAAAGUAUGGGAUUGUUGAAAAGUAUUGUCAAGAAAAUAAAAAAUGGAAACAAAUAAAUAUAAUGCACUUUUCAAGAUCUAAUUUUUGUGGAAUAUGCACUGAUGAUAAUGAUCUUUUUAUAUUAGGGGGAGAAGGUGAUCAAAGUAUUUUAAGAAGUGUUGAAUAUUUUGACAGUAAAAUUAAUGCAUGGAGAUCAUUGCCACCUCUUAAUUGUGUAAGGCAUUCAGCAAGUGCUACUAUUUUUCAAAAUUUCAUUUUUAUCAUUGGAGGAAAAGAUGGAAUUGGAGACUAUGGAAAGGUUCACAAAAGUGUAGAAAUGCUAAAUUUAAAUGAAAAAAAUAUGAAAUGGGUUAUGUGCAAGCCUUUAAAACAAGCACGUCUUGGAUUAGCUACAAUAGUUUUUAAGAAUAAAAUAUAUGCAAUUGGUGGAUCUACCGGUGUAAAAAAUUUGAAUUCCGUUGAAAUUUAUGACUUAAAUACUAAUAAUUGGAUAGAAGGCCCCAAUUUGAAUUUUGCGCGUUCAAAUUUAGUUGCAUUUAUUUGGAAGAAUCAUUUGGUUGUAUAUGGUGGCAUAAACAAACAGAAAGGAGAUCUAAUUAAUAGCGCUGAAAUAUUAAAUGAAAAAACAUCAUGUUGGAUUGUAUUAAAUGAACAUGGUAAAGUAUAA
Plasmodium relictum is the source of this 1176-nucleotide messenger RNA. RefSeq names its product kelch protein, putative. The transcript is spliced from 4 exons. Lineage: Eukaryota; Apicomplexa; Aconoidasida; Haemosporida; Plasmodiidae. Gene Ontology annotation, molecular function: protein binding. Bases 1 to 1176 code for a protein of 391 amino acids. The record is from RefSeq and is a predicted model, not a curated record.